Messenger RNA from Oncorhynchus nerka (sockeye salmon), 10336 nucleotides. It is a transcript of the gene col7a1l, whose product is annotated as collagen type VII alpha 1-like. The transcript has 111 exons. Gene Ontology annotation, molecular function: protein binding; serine-type endopeptidase inhibitor activity. NCBI's taxonomy places the organism in Eukaryota, Metazoa, Chordata, Actinopteri, Salmoniformes, Salmonidae. Bases 363 to 9704 code for a protein of 3113 amino acids. The record is from RefSeq and is a predicted model, not a curated record.
UAACUGUUCUCUUUCAUUCCCUCUACCUACUCAAACACACUUCUUCUCUCACACACAGUACACAAUCUACUGUAUGUGAGUGUUGCAACUACUUAUUUUACGGAAUACAAUACAAUCUCGGAUUCUUACUUCUCCCCUGUGGGCACUUCUAAACUUUUUCUCAGGGAUUUUUUUCUCUCACAACCUGGCAACCCGUAGAGAGCAGCAAGCAGCAGUUGCCAGAACAAGAGGAUGUGUCCUAUCCCUGGAGAGAAAAGAUAGAAGAGUCUGAGCUGAAUCUUAACGAGGACGUGGAUCUGUCGGAGGAGAUCUGAGGAGACGACCAGGAACAGGAUAAAAGAGGAGGAGGAGGAGGACAGAACAUGGGCCAUUCCUGUUUGUGGAUUUUUCUGCUGUCCCUGUCUCUCUCCCACCAGGCAGUCACUGAACAGGCAGAAGCAUGUCGGACGGCGGAGCCUGCAGACCUAGUGUUCUUGGUGGAUGAGUCGUGGGGCGUGGGCCAGACCAGCUUCUCCAGGGUUAAGGACUUCAUCUCGGCCAUCAUGAAUUCCUUUCAGGACAGUGUGGUGGGGUCCGAGGGCAUCCGCUUUGGAGUCACCGUCUACGGAGAUAUACCCAGGAUGCGUAUCGCCCUGACAGACUACAGUAGUCUCGAGGAGGUCCUGAGGGCAGUAAAGGACCUCCCGUUUGAAGGCGGGGCCAGUCGAACGGGCGACGCCCUCCAGUUCCUGGUGGAUUAUGUCUUCAGUGCGGCUAUCACCAGGGACAAUACCCCCAAGAUUGCUGUCCUGAUCACAAACGGCCGUUCGGAUGACCAGGUGGAUGGGCCGGCCAAGGCUGUCACAGACAAUGGAAUCUCUAUCUAUGCAGUGGGGGUGAGAGGAGCCGACGAAUCAGAGCUGCGCAGGAUUGUGACUGAGCCCCACGAGGAACACCUGUUGCUAGCCGCUGACUUCUCUCUCCUGGAUGCUCUCCUGCCCAAACUGUCCCGAAGAAUCUGUUUCACCGCCUCUGAACCCCCACGGCCCGUCAAAAACACCCCGGCCGUGGAGGAGCGUGUGGUGGGUCCCCGGGACCUCCAGGUGAGUGAGCUAGCCUACAGUAGUCUGAGGCUGACCUGGAGCCAGGCCACGGGGGACGUCACCGGCUACCGCCUCCUGGUCACCCCCCUCAGUCCCAAGGGACAGCUGCUGCCCAGCCUGCAGACACAGACUGAUCUGAAAGGUGUUGAGAGGACAUCUCUAGUGACAGAGCUGACUCCUAAGACAGAGUACUCUCUGACUGUCUACGCCAUCUACCCUGGCCUCAUUGGAGACUCUGCCACCAUCAUUACACAGACACCCCCUGUGCCUCCUGUCUCAAACUUCCGUGUGAUGGAGGAGGGCCUCUUCUCUCUGAGGUUGGCAUGGACACCACCUCUAGGGAAGCUCGAGGGAUACAAGAUAUUCAUCCCCAGAUCCGACCGGCCAGGACUGACCUAUGAGCAGGUGCUGCGCGGCGACACCUCCUCCCAUGUGAUUGACAGCUUGGAGGAGGAUAAGAAGUACACCGUCAGUAUCUUUGCUAUCUACCCCCAGGGCCCCAGCCAACCUGUCUCGAUCGUCGGCAAAACACUGAAACUGGUGCCAGUGCAGCAGCUCCUGGUCCAAAACGCCACCACAGACACCGUCCAGGCCCGCUGGGGCUCAGUGAAGGGGGCCACGGGGUAUCGCCUCACCUGGUCCUCCUCAGAGGGCCAUAGAGAGAACGUGAACCUGGGGGAGACCUUUAACUUCUACAUGAUCCAGGGCCUCCACCCAGGCACUGAGUACGCCAUCACCAUCAACCCCAUCUUUGUGGACAUUGAGGGCCCUGUCAUCUCUACCCCAGCCAAGACACUGGAGAGCAGUGCAGUCCAGACUCUGAAGGCAUCGGCAGUGAGCACCAACAGUGCCAUGGUCUCCUGGAACUCUGUCCCUGGGGCCACCGGCUACAGACUAGCCUGGGGGCCCACUCCAGAGUUUGUGGGUCGGGACCGUCCUAGGCAGCUGGCUCUGAACGGCUCCACCACAGAGCACCUUCUGAAGAACGUGGUCCAUGACACAGAGUAUGUCCUGUCUCUUUACGUCCUGUUUGGAUCGCUGGUGGGUCCCGGCGUCUCAGCUACCUUCCGCACCUCCCCUUUGGGAUAUGUGUCUAACUUCCACGUGACUUCCUACACCAGUUCCUCCAUCGACGUGGAGUGGAGUCCCGUCGUGGGGUCCACCGAGUACAAACUCACCUGGAACAUCGAUGGCAACACUCCCCAGUCCCAGUAUUUGGACCGCAGCGUUCUGUUUCACCGCACUGAGGGCCUCAACCCAGAGACAGUCUACAUAGUCAGCAUCCACGCUGUCUACGGCAACACAGAGGGGCCAGAAAUCUCCCUCUCACAGCUCACAGCGUCGGUGACAGAGUCAGAGCUGAUCCAGGCGGUCAAGGAGGUGAAGGUGGUGGAUGUCGGAGUCAACUCCUUCAUACUGACCUGGAGGAGAACACCUGGGGUCACUGGCUACAAGAUCUCCUGGAGCCCCUUCCAUGGUGGCGAUGAGAAGUCCCAGCUAGUCUCUUCGUCCACGACCUCCUUCACCAUCCCUAAGUUACAGGAGAGCUCGGCCUAUAAGAUCCAGGUGGCAUCUAUGGUGGGGGGCCGAGAAGGGAGCCCGUUCCUGGUCACUGCACGCACCUUGGACCUGCCCAAAGUGAACGGCUUCGCAGCGCUGAACACCACAGACAGCAGCACUUCCCUCAACUGGAUCAGAGUUGCCGGGGCUUCUGGGUACCUGCUCUCCUGGAGGCACAUCUCAGAGUUGGACACCAAAAAGGAGAAGCUUGGCCCUUCUGCCACCAUGUUUAAGCUGAGUGAUCUGCUGUAUGGCAGGACCUACAUCUUCACCAUCAGACCUCUGUAUGGAGAGGUGGAGGGACCCAUCACCUCUAUCAACCACAGGAUAGUGGCCAAGGACCGUCCUCUGGUGCCGGUCCAGUCUUUACCUGUCACGCCUUCCCCUCUCCUCCCUCACACCCUCACCGCCUCCCACCCCAACGCAGCCAAAGCCCACACCCUCACCGCCUCCCACCCCAAAGCCACCAAAGCCCACACCCGCUCCAUCGUCACCAAAUCCCCCUCCAAAACCACCGCCGGCACCGCCAAGAAACCCCCAAGCACCACCGUUGUCAAAACAGCUGCAGCCACCACCAGCGUCGGCCAUCUUACCACCAAUACCAGAAACGUAUUGGCUUUGGAUACAGAAACAACUGUUGGACCAGGGCCAGUGUGUGGCAGGGUGAAGGCAGACAUAGUGUUCCUGGUGGAUGAGUCAUGGAGCAUCGGAUCCAAUAACUUUGCCAAGCUCAAGGACUUCCUGUUCCGGGUUGUCACCUAUUUCCCUGUGAUUGGUCCUCAGGGCACGCAGAUAGCAGUUGUGCACUACAGUGAUGAACCAAGGAUAGAGUUCAAACUGAAUGAUUACAAGAACAGGAACUCUGUCCUAAAGGCUCUGAGAGGAGUACACUAUGGAGGAGGCAACACCAAAACCGGGAAGGGGAUGAGCUACGUUCUGAAGGAGCUGUUCCAGGAGUCUCUGGGGAUGAGGCAGGAGGUGCCUCAUGUCUUGGUGUUGCUGACAGAUGGCCGGGCCGUGGACGAUGUGGAGCAACCCUCCAGGAUCGCACAGGCUUAUGGUGUGAGUGUGCUGGCCAUCGGGGUGGCCAAUGCAGACAUGGACGAGCUGAAGAAGAUAGCAUAUCCAGCCAGCUACCAGAACAUCUUCUACGCCAGGGACUUUGAUGACUUCUCCUCCAUAGAGAGAGAGUUCAUCAGCAACAUCUGCAGCGAGGCGCUGCUCUCCGAGUUCAGACAACACGACGAGUCUGCCCAGCUGGACACUCCAACUGAUGACCCUGAUGAGCUGACCAAACCCCAGGGCCCCUGCUCCUUACAGUGCAAGGGGCAGAAAGGUGAAAAGGGAGAUGGCACUGGUAAUGGUGGACUGAGACUCCAGCAAAACACUGCGAUGUUUGAGUCAAUUGGCCUCAAGUCCAAAGGAGAGAAAGGAGAGAGAGGACUUCCUGGAACAGAUGGUGUCCCCGGGUUGCCAGGACGACCAGGACGAACCGGACCCCCAGGUUCAGCCGGACAACGGGGUUUAGAAGGUGUUCCAGGUGAUCUGGGGCCUCCUGGUAUCACUGGUCCAAAAGGCCAGAGAGGAGAGAGGGGGGAGCCUGGGUAUGUUAUAGGGGGCAUAGGAGACGGCCAUUAUGCUCCUGGACGAAAGGGAGAGCCUGGAUCAUCAGGACCCCGAGGGGCUCCGGGUGUACCAGGGGUCUCUGGACCCUCAGGCCUGCCUGGACAGUCAGGUUCACCUGGGUCCUCAGGGAUAUCUGUUAAGGGGGAACAUGGGGAGGCAGGUGCUAAAGGUUUGCGUGGGAAAGCAGGGGCCAAAGGAGACAAAGGAGAUCAUGGUAAAGAUGGCCAAGCAGGGUUACCUGGUCCCAUUGGAAUUGAUGGUGUUCCAGGCUUCCCAGGUCAAAUGGGAUAUAAGGGAGAGGAGGGGAUCGGAGUUCCCGGUGUCCAGGGGCCUCGUGGAGAGCCAGGGGAGAAGGGAAAUAUAGGCCUAUCAGGACCUGAGGGACUAAAGGGAGAGGCUGGUGUUCAAGGGAUACAAGGGGUUGUCGGACCACGGGGGAAGAAGGGAGUGAAAGGCAUCCAAGGGGAUAAGGGCGAUCGAGGAGAGGUGGGGCCUAUGGGAACACAGGGAGUGACAGCAUUUCUUGGUACCCUUCCCCAGAAGGGUGAUGAGGGGAAGAGAGGAGUUCUGAAUGACCCAGCCAAAGGGAUCCUUGGUCCCACAGGAAAGAAGGGUACCAGGGGUGACAUUGGUCCCAUCGGUGCGACUGGACCCCAGGGAGUAAAAGGGGUCCAAGGAGUCAAAGGAGAGAAGGGUAGUCCUGGGUUCGGCAUUCCUGGACAGCAGGGACCAAAGGGAGAAAACGGUGAAAGGGGAAAUGUUGGCUUGUCUGGGAAACCUGGACCCAAGGGGCACGAUGGCUCUAAAGGGGCAGGGGGAACUGUUGGGGUCCCCGGGAAUCCCGGAGCACCAGGACUAAGAGGUAAAGAUGGUGUGUCUGGAAUCAAAGGAGAAUCAGGACUACGGGGAGAGCAGGGACCAGCAGGUGAGCCUGGUGAGAGAGGAACAAGGGGCCCACUGGGGUUACCGGGACGACCAGGGGACCCAGCAGAGAAAGGAGAUACCGGGAACAUUGGUUUGCCUGGAACGGAGGGAAAGAAAGGAGAGCCUGGAAAACCAGGACCUCCGGGAGGCGCGCAAUUCAGUUCAGACAACGAUAUCCUGACUAGGGUGAUCAAGGGUGAACCAGGACAUCCCGGAGAGCCCGGUCUCAGAGGGGAGACAGGUCUGCCUGGACAAAGGGGUCCUGAUGGAAAACCAGGAUCUCCAGGAACGGGAGGGUCUGUGUCAGGGAGAGAUGGUCUGGAUGGGUUACCAGGAAAACCUGGAUCCAAGGGUGACCCAGGAAAGACGGGCGAGCCAGGAACGAGGGGAGAGAAAGGAGACCAAGGCAGGGUGGGGAUUGCUGGAAUGCCUGGUUUACCUGGGACCCCAGGUAGACCUGGCAUUGAUGGAAAGAGAGGUCUGGCUGGAAAAGAUGGAGAGCAAGGACAAAGAGGAGAUGAUGGCAAAAAGGGUGAUACAGGUGAAUCGGGAACUGAGGGUAAAAAAGGGGAAUUGGGUGCUCCGGGCCCACCUGGUACCCAUGUUCUGGUUACUCAACAAGAGGGUGCCACACUUGAAGAGAUGAGACAGGCAUUCCCUUUGCCAAUGGGACCUCCUGGGGCUAAAGGUCCACCAGGGAUGAAGGGUGACGCUGGUCUUCCAGGGAAAGCAGCUGACAUGAAGAACAUUGAAGUAAUGUUUGAAGACUAUGGCAUAAGGCUGCCCUUGCUGAAGGCACUGAUUGACAGGCUGCUGCAGGACGGCAUGGAGGAGCUUCUGCAGGAGCUAACCACCUCUAGGAGAGUCAAUGAGAAGGAGAAUCACGGCUCCAACAUUAUCACUGACUAUACAAGAACUGUAAAGUAUGAGAUCUCCAAGGAGCCUCUGACAGAGAUGGACACCAAAGAGGAAGCAGUUGACUCUGACCUAGACAGACAGCUACCAGAACCUAACUCUGAUGCUUUGAAUGAAACGGCGGAGGGCCCCACAUUCUGGAGCCUCACCCCUCUUAAUGGUCUUAAUGGGGUCCAAGACGUGGGGAGGAUAGAGAGCACCUCUAAGGGGAUAGAGGGGACACUGACAGUGGACGAGGACUUCAGUGAAGCUCCCUCGCCCAUGUUGGCUUUAUCAAACUCAACAUUUAACAACACAACGUCUGAAGAGAGGGUCUCUGAGGUACCAGGGGCAAUAGUAGAAACUGUUCUCCUCAGUGGGGAAGACUCCUUGAAGAAAAAGAAGAGUCGAGAACGGAAGGGCAAGGGACAGAAAGGACGACAUAAGAGGCAAAGACAACGCCUGACGAGUACAGAGGAGGAAGAGGAAGCGGAGGAGGAGGAAUUAUACGAUGGGGAUGAGUACAGUUAUGAAUAUGAGGAUUCCACAGAUGAUCCCUUACUGCCGAUGGAAAAGCAAGGGAAGUUUGAAAUCCCAACAGAAAGCACACUACAUGGAAUGAGCAAAGAGAGUGGCCUGACAACUUUAGGUCCAUAUCCAUCCCAGUCACCGGGACACAGUGAAAAGCAGGGGGAAUUCAUCACCCCUAUCUUUCCCAGCACAACGGAAGAAACAGAGAAGGAUUCCACAGAUGAUCCCUUACUGCCAAUAGAAAAGCAAGGGGAGUUUGAAAUCCCAACAGAAAGCACACUACAUGGAAUGAGCAAAGAGAGUGGCCUGACAACUUUAGGUCCAUAUCCAUCCCAGUCACCGGGACACAGUGAAAAGCAGGGGGAAUUCAUCACCCCUAUCUUUCCCAGCACAACGGAAGAAACAGAGAAGGCGGGACCAUCUCAUGUCCGGGUCAGAGUAAGGAAGAGCGCCCCCUGGCCAGAUUACAUGGCAUACAUGCCAGGAACUGCCGGAGGAAGAAAUCGAUACCAUGACAGACAAAAAUCACAGUCGGGAGCAAGAGGUCCCAAGAAAUCACAUAGACAGAAACAAGAAAACAGAGACUCCCAGCCUGACCCUGAAUCCUAUACAGAGACGGAGGUCGACUAUGAAACAGAAAGAGACUGGGUGACACCAACAGAGAUGGAGGGAGAGAGAGAAGAACCCAUAGCAGCAGAGGAAGAGACACCAUGGGAAAGACAUAGAGAGAUGGAGAUGGUAGAAAAGAAAGGAAAAGAGACGGAAGGAGAGAUAUACCAUGAUGCAGAAAGGGAGGGAGAGGAGGAGAGAAGUGGCGACUCUGAGUGGGACACGGAGGAAGACAGGGAAUACGAGAGGGAGAGAGAGAGGGAAAGGAUGGAGAUGGAGAGAGAGAGGAUGGAGCUUGAAAAAGAGAGGGAAGCAGAGCUGGAGUUGCAGAGGGAGAAAAUAGAGAGGGAGAGACAACUAGAGAGGGAGAACAUGGAAAAGGAGAGAGACCUGCAAAUGGAGAGGGAGAGUGAACUAGAGAGAACAGAGAUGGAGGGAGGCAGAGACCUGGACAGGGAGAGAGAGGAGUGGGAGAGAUGGAGGCAGGAGAUGGAAAGAGAGAGUGGAAGACCAGGAGAGUACGAGGAGGAAGGAGGAGUAAGACCCUAUCCAGGGCCAGAAUAUGACUAUUUGAAGGGCGCUCCGGGUGAAAAUGGACUUCCGGGACCGAAGGGGGAACUUGGUGAAAAGGGACACAAGGGUGAGCCAGGUAUUGGCCACAGAGGUCCUGUGGGACAGGCUGGUCCACCUGGAACUAAGGGUGAGCCUGGUGAACUGGGGCCUUCUGGUGCUCAGGGUAUCCAGGGUAUCCGUGGUAACCCCGGUAUUUCAGGUUCUCAGGGCUUGAGGGGCCAACCAGGAGACCCAGGAGAGGCGGGGAGAGAGGGAGACAGGGGUAGAAGGGGUAAGAAUGGAUCAGCCGGGACUCCAGGAGCUAAAGGGACACCAGGAAUAGAGGGCCCACCUGGUCUACCUGGGACGAAAGGAGAAAAGGGCGACAGUAUCCCGGGGGAACCAGGGGCCAGGGGUGUGGUCGGGAUCACAGGUCGCAGGGGUGAAAAGGGCAUUGCAGGAGUCUUAGGAGCCCCAGGACACACUGGUCCAAAGGGCUUCCCGGGCAGCAAAGGAGCAAAGGGCGACAGAGGUUUAGCAGGAAUACAAGGAGAAAGGGGAAGCCCCCUCCAAAUCCAGGGACCGAGAGGCUACAAGGGCUUAAAAGGAGAAGGGGGAGAGCGAGGCUCCCCAGGUUUUGAUGGAGAUAAAGGAGAGAAGGGCGAGGAUGGGCCCCCGGGGUUCAAGGGCCUCAAAGGAGAGGCAGGGGCCAAAGGAGCCAUGGGGCUGUUUGGGGUCCGUGGACCAGUGGGCCAAAAGGGAGAUACUGGUGAGCCUGGAGUCAAUGGAGAAGUGGGUCGUAACGGGGACGAUGGAUUGGACGGAGCCACAGGAGCCAAAGGAGACAUGGGACUCCAGGGACAGAAGGGAGAUCAGGGUGACAGAGGUGAACCUGGCUUACCAGGGGAUACUGGGCAGACAGGAGUGAAGGGAUUCCGAGGCCUACCUGGACGCAUAGGAAGCACUGGGCAAGAUGGAGAAAAGGGAGAGAUGGGUAUUCCUGGAACCCCAGGACAUCCAGGGCUCAAUGGACUCACAGGACGGAAGGGUGAAAAAGGGGACGGGGGUAUCAAUGGAGUAGAGGGAGCACCAGGACUAAGAGGAGAGAAGGGUGCCACUGGUUUCCCAGGGUUCCCUGGGUUUAAGGGGUCAGCAGGGACACCAGGCAGUGAUGGAGCGGAGGGGCGACCAGGACGUAAUGGGUCCAAGGGAGAGACAGGAACCAAGGGAGAGAGGGGCAGGAGAGGCAGAGGGAAGCCUUGUCAGACAGGACCACCUGGAAGUCCGGGACAAAGAGGAGGCAGUGGAGAGCUCGGAAACGAGGGACUAAAGGGAGAGAAAGGGGAACCCGGACUCUCUGCCGAGGAGGUGAAGGAUCUGGUCAACCAAGAGGUUGUGAACCAGUGCGGGAUGGACUUGAAGUUUGUGGUGAAGUCCAAGGACCCGGAUGCUGAGAGCAUGUUGUUUGAGAGGGAACCGGACGAGCCUGUAGCCAUCUUCACUCGCAGCCUACCUGAGGAUGAGAUGGGAGAGGAGGAAGAGGACAAUAAAAGACUUGUAAAGGAGCUGGUAGGAUCAACCACUCCUCCCCACGUCCCCUUGCGAGAGGAGGGGACCCCAGGUGAUGACAACCUUACCGACUCUGGAGCCAACAGGGGAGCGGAUUGGGGACUGAGGCACAGGAGAAGAAGGGUUCCAGGAGUCGGGCCACGCUCAUCAGACUUGACCCCUGACCCCUGCCUGCUGCCCAUGUCAGAGGGGGGAUGUUGGGAGCAUGUCCUGCUGUGGUACUACCACCCCCACUCCGGGAAGUGCCGGCCGUUUGUCUACGGGGGUUGUGAGGGCAACCACAACCGCUUCAACACCAAACAAGAAUGUCAGAGGUGGUGUGGGAAAGAGAGGAGAGGUCUUGAGCCUAGAAGGUGAGAGGGAGCUGCCAAUCAAGACAAUUAUUUUUUUUGUAAAUGCCACAGUGUAAAAUGUUCGUAUUUUUGUGCAGAUCUGGAUAUUUUAAAUAUUUAAAGUAAACUAAUGAUUUUCCACACUUGAGAGAAAUGCCCAUAUAGAGCAGAGCUGCAUGGGUUUCAUAGAUUUGCAAAAUCAUUCGAAAUGCUUUAUCUGUGCCUGUUUGAGCUUGCCUGGCUUUAAUUACCCAAUAGAAAAGUCCCAAAACUGCAAAACCCUGUCCAUCUGGGACUCCAGGCAGUCUUUUAAGCUAACGCUCAAAUUAUUUUAAAAGUAUUUGAACCCAGGUCUAAUACAGCUAUUGUAUUUUCUAUGGACUAUGCCAAUUACAGUUGACUCACCAUGUGAAUGUUAUGAAUGUGUUCUUUCAUGUUUUAAUCAAAAGGUAGCCUGCACAUUCUAUAUUACUAUAGUAUAGUAUAGCACAUUCUAUAGUACUAUAGUAUAGCACAUGCUAUAGUAUAGCACAUGCUAUAGUGCUAUAAUAUAGCACAUUCUAUAGUACUAUAGUAUAGCACAUUCUAUAGUACUAUAGUAAAGCACAUUCUAUAGUACUAUAGUAUAGCACAUUCUAUAGUACUAUAGUAUAGCAC